Messenger RNA from Fomitiporia mediterranea MF3/22, 3486 nucleotides. RefSeq lists its product as uncharacterized. Bases 1 to 3486 code for a protein of 1161 amino acids. The transcript is spliced from 14 exons. Gene Ontology annotation, biological process: DNA repair; proteasome-mediated ubiquitin-dependent protein catabolic process. Gene Ontology annotation, cellular component: nucleus; site of double-strand break. The record is from RefSeq and is a predicted model, not a curated record. NCBI's taxonomy places the organism in Eukaryota, Fungi, Basidiomycota, Agaricomycetes, Hymenochaetales, Hymenochaetaceae. Gene Ontology annotation, molecular function: protein binding; nucleic acid binding.
AUGAAGGCCGUAGCUACAUUUCACCAGCCGACUUCGGUCGUGGGCUCUAUCAAGACUACUUUGACCGAAGAUGAAGAUACCGAAUAUCUUGUCGUUGCCAAGUCCAGCAUUCUCGAGGUCUUUGCCAUUCUUCCCGACGCGUUACGCUUACAGUGUGUCCUUGAGAUUUGGGGACGCAUCACGUCUCUCCAAGCAGUUCCGACAGACGAUGAGAACUCUCAGCACCACCUGCUUGUAUUAACGGACCAUCCAGACCCAAAGUUGUUCCUUCUUGAAUACGUACAAAGCAAUGCAGGCUCUGGACCAAGCUUGAAGACUCUUAAGACUGUAUCACUCCACGAACGAAAUGCAAGGCCCACCGAAUACGUUAGCAAGUGUCUCGUGGACCACAAGGGAAAGGUUGCGGUUGCCUGUUCAUACACUGGGAAACUCAGAGUCCUAGAGUUGGAAAAAGGACUCAUUAAUUCCGAAUUUGAUACCGCUGUGCGCGAACUAAACAUCGUAUCGCUAUGCUUUCUUCGGACUACGAAUGCCCGCGCAACCGCACUGGCAAUCUUAUAUAAAGAUUACAUGCAAAAAUUAAGCGUCACAUCGCAUGACCUCUCCCUAGCUGAUCUUGAACUGUCUCCUUCGCCUUCUUCAUUCCUUCCCGAAUUUCAUGUUCCUGACGAAGAUUCCAAUUUAUUGAUUCCUGUUCCACCUCAGAUAAAGAGUAGCUGGAACGUAAAUGGAGGUGUUUUGGUUCUUGGUGGUAGCACCAUUGCUUUCUAUUCUAUCGAUAGGAAACAGAAAAAGAAGAACUCUUCAUCGCAAUCAAAAUCAUCCACUAGCAAGAUACCCCAAGCCGAAGUAAACUGGCCGUAUUUUGACAUUACAGCUUGGGCACAGAUUGACGAAGACGGCUUAAGGUAUUUGCUCGGCGACAGCUUUGGCCGGCUCGCUCUUCUUGCGAUUAACCCUCAGUACGCGUACCUCGACAUAGUCCUUCUCGGAGAAGUAUCGCCUCCGACAUCCCUAACGCCGCUAGCAUCACAAUACAUAUACGUCGGUUCACACUUCGGAGACUCACAACUCAUCCGCGUCACCUCCGAACGAUCUUCGAAUGGUUCAUACCUUGAGAUUUCUGAUACUUUUAAGAACAUAGCACCUAUAAUGGAUGCUGUAUUCGAGGACACCGAUGAUAGUGGCCAGCCUACUAUCAUCACUUGCUCAGGAGGCGAGAGCACCGGUUCGCUACGUGUUAUUCGGAACGGCGCCAAUUUCAAUGAAGAUGCUCGCAUAGAAGGUAUUGCGAACAUAACCGGAAUGUGGCCGAUAAGGAGACAGUACGAUGAUACAUUCCAUCACUACAUGCUAGUUACAACAGAUACGAAUACGCAUCUCUUAGAGUUACCCAAUUCGCAACAAGAAACUGCCGUUUCUCGUUCCAAUGACUUCUCCGACUUGACAAUUGAUUCACGCACCCUCGUCGCAGGGAAUAUGCUAACCCGGCUUAUGUCUGAAAGUGGGAAAUCCGAAUAUGUUAGCAGCAGUUACGUCGUACAGGUUAGCCGAGAUUCUGUCAUACUCUUAAACACGAGAACCGGAUUGCGCGAAGACCAGUGGUCUCCAGGACCUGGAAACAAGAUUGUCUUGGCGGAUAUUAGUCCCAGUCAAAUUUGCGUCGCAAUCUCGGGAGGGACUGUCGUUUUAUUGAACUUAUUUGCAGACAAAAUUAAUGAGCAGAGUCGUAAACAAUUCUAUUCACCUGAUGGAUCGUCUUCCGAGAUAUCCGCACUUUCGAUUUCACCCAUGAAAAGAGGCGCCAAUUUUUCUUCGUUCGUCGCUCUGGGGUUCUGGUCGUCACAUGAAGUAAAAGUUCUCCGAUUACCAACCUUUGAGCAAAUUGACGCGGUACCUGUCGUCAUGCCUCAUCUCCCACGAUCCUUACUUCUCUGUGACUUCAGCGAAGAAGAGUCUAAACCACAUCGCUACUUAAUGGUUGGCCUUGCGAAUGGGACUGUGGUAUCGAUGCCUUUUGCCGAGAAGGGAGUACUUGGUGAAAAGAAAUUUUUCGGUCUUGGAGGAGCACCCGUUUCGUUGAGUCGAUGUGAGGUUAAUGAUAAGCCGGCGGUGUUUGCUAGUGGUGCUCGAUCAGCACUUUUCUAUAGAUCGAAGGAUACGUUAAGUCAUUCGCCUGUCCUCAUCAAGGAUGUGACAUUCGCCUCAGCUAUUCAUUCAGAAUCGUUUACUUCCUCGAUGGCUCUUUCGACGCUUGAUGGUCUAGUCGUAGGUCGGGUUUUGGAACUUGACAAGUUACAUAUACGGACGGUAUUCAUGGGAAAGGAAAAUCCUACGAAACUUGCAUAUCAUUCAGCUGCGAAGCUGCUUGGUGUUGGCUGUUUGAAGCUGGACCGAAGCACAUUCAAAGGCGCUCCUGUGGCCGCCAGCUCGUUCAAGCUUGUCGACACCGUUGAUUUCAGAACCACUCAUGAAAUAUCCCUCGAGCCGAACGAAGAGAUAACUGCCGUCGCACUCGUCUCUCUAGACUGUGGAAUUGGUUGGGAUACGUUCUUCGCCGUUGGUUCAGUUUACUUUGACGAAACCGAACGAGAACCUAGUCGUGGUCGGAUCUUGAUCAUCUCAACUGGGUCGAAGCGAAAUCAAACACCCCAUAUAUUAGCAUCUACGGAGGUAAAAGGAGCUGUGAAUGCACUUACUUGUAUUCAGGGGAAGUUGGUCGUUGCGAUCAACACAAGCGUCGAUGUAUUCCGCCUCAAACAUGGAGACAACACUGUUCUCACCGCCGUAACAAGCUGGAAUCACAAUUACCUCGUAAUAACAGCAGUUGUGAUGGACGACCUAAUCGUCAUCGGCGACGCAGUCUCUUCCCUGGCCGUCCUGAAGCUCGAAGACGACAAGUUAACAACGUUUGCAAGGGAUUACAGUCCAUUAUGGCCUUUAUGCAUCGGGGCGUUUGACAAUAAAACAGUCAUUGGAGCGAACAACGACAACAACUUAUUCUCGUACAGGCUUCAAAAACAAGGAAGUAAGAUGCUUCUUGACCAAGACGGUCUGUACAACAUUGAAGAGAUUGUCAAUAAAUGCGUGCCCGGUUGCUUUGACUCCACACCGAAUAAAUUUGGUUUACAGACGAAGCAACUGCUGUUCACUUCUACCGGCCGUAUCGCUGUCGUUGUCAACGUCGAGGAUGAUCUUUCUAGACUGCUUAGUAGCUUAGAAAGGAACAUGGCAGGCGUUAUUAAGGGACCAGGUGAUCUAGACCAUACUCUCUGGCGAGCACCAUCAAAUUCACGAGGUCGUUCCGACGCAAACGGUGCAGCUACCGGGUUCCUCGACGGUGAUUUACUCGAACGAUUCCUCGAUUACCCUUACCCUUCUCCAGAAAUCACCCGCAUACUUUCCGGUAGAAACGAAGCAGAGAAAAUCGGAACGUCGUAUUCGGAGAUUCGCGCAAUUCUGGAAUCACUACGAAGCACACACUAG